UACGACGAUGACGACAAAGAAGUGUGGAAACAAUUUCGACGAGAGCUUAUUAAGGAGGGAUUCUCGGAUGAUAUUUUGGCUCAGCACAAGGUAGUAUUACAUUUUCCAACGAUGAGUCCUGACCAUAUGCUAAGUCUGAUCUUUACAGGAUGUUCUCAGAGCGUAUAUACGCCAAAUAGACCAAGAGGGACUGUUGGAUGAGAUGCCCCCGCGACUCCUAGCGCCAGCUCAGCAGACAGGAAUUAAUCCGCAGCACUGGCUAGAUAACUUGCACCCGUCUCCUCCACCAUCCGAAGGACCUCCUCCAACUUUCGAUUCGCUGAAUACGCCAACGGAUGAUGGCAGUGCAAAGGAAAUGGUUGUUCGCGAAGAGAAUAUGAAAUUUCCUCAGUCAAUGAAGUUCGAAAGACGCAAGCCAGAAACGCGGCAUAGCGAUCUUUACGGACAACUGGAUUUUCUCGAGUCAUCGAAAGACAUAAUUCCACGAACGACCCCUGCCGUACCGACAUUAAUCGCAUCAGAUGAAAAGGAGGUUCAGUAUUACAACACAGAUGGAUCAUCGGAUGAAGACUCGGAAAGCGAGGGUUCGUCCAAAGGCCGACAUAGAAGCCUUAUUCCGUCGAAGGCUCCACCAAUGGGCGUCGUAGUAUUCACUAGUGACUUGUUCCAGUCGUUCAACUCGAACCAAGGGUUGAAACUCAUGCUACCCGGCUCCCCGACAAGUUUCAGAAGCAGCCAAGGCUCUUUUGGCGAGGAGGAUAAUAUGCGCUCCAUUGCAAUUCGCCCAAAGAAUCCAGCAGAAUUUGGAUCUUCACCUUCCCGGCCAGGCGCGAUUCCUAUCCCAGCAGCAAGUCCAAGAACUUCCAGUGAUGGAUUCAGCACCAGCCCAAGGCCAGAGACGAUUCGUCUGGCUCCAGACGAGCAUGGGAAUGAGAUCCCUCCUAAUGCCCACUGGACAAAAAUCAACCGCCGUCUUGUAUCACCAGAAGUUCUGGAUCAAGAUCACAGACGAUAUGAAGCUCGUCCAGAGUGGGUAGCAGUCCUCGGAGUCCUCACCCGCGCAGAAAUCGAGUCUUACGCCGCCCGCUCGGCCGAGCUUCGUCGUCAACGGAAUCGAGCUGCUUUCCCCAAAGAGACCCCUCCGCCUCAACCGCCACGUCCUGUAUCCAUGCCACGCGCCAACUCCCACCCGCACACCGGUCACGACACACCCUCGGCAACGGACUCAGAAUCGUCAGACUCUACACACCGCCACCAACAAAGCCGAAAUCGCCCAGGCCGUGGGUACACACCAUCAGAUAUCCAUGUCCCCAUCUCCGGAUAUCCCAAUCCUUUCGGCCAACCCAUCCCAAUCAAAGAAUCCGCCCGAGGUCCUCCGUCACCAAACUGGAGUCCACCAAGCUCCAUGCAACAUGGCGUCCGGAUGGCGAGCCCACCGAAGAACCUCAGUGAUGGAGGAAUCUGGGUUCCUGCCCAGGGACAACAAGGUGGAGUGUAUUAUCCACCGAAAGAAAGGGAGAGGGAACGGCAACGAUCGAGCCGGAGGCAUUAUUCGCACGAUUCCCAAUCUAAGAGCUCCCAUUCGGGUCGAGACAGAGACAGAGAGAGGGAAAAAAGCAAAGACAAGAAGGCAUCACCUCCACAAAAAGUAAGCCGAUGGAAAGAGAAUUUGACAGCUGCUAGUAUAGGUGGCGCGGCUGUCAGUUUGUUGAAUGUUUUGAGCGAGGCCGCAGAGGGGCUUUGAGGUCACGAGGUUAAUGUUAAUGAUUUGAUGAGUUACGCGAAAGGUCAAAGUUGUAUAACGAAGGAUGACUGAUGUAGGAUUUCAUGAGUUAUGAAAUACAUAGCGCGGUGUUCUUUCGUUCGGGGGCAUGCUGCUUGUUUCUUUGGUUGGAUGUUGUACGAUCAUCUUGGAGACCCAAAGAUAUCUUGGCGGUAUACA
Molecule: messenger RNA, 1942 nt
Organism: Hyaloscypha bicolor E
Lineage: Eukaryota; Fungi; Ascomycota; Leotiomycetes; Helotiales; Hyaloscyphaceae
Exons: 3
Coding region: 203-1744 (513 amino acids)
Source: RefSeq, a predicted model, not a curated record